CUGAAUGCUCCAGGCCGCUCCAUACCGUUAAAGCAUAUACGUGCCCACAGAGCUUGUGCCUCGGUGAAGAGAGUAAUCACGUGAUCAGUCCAUGGCACGUGACUCCUGCGUCCAGCAUAGCAGGAGGGGCUCCGCUCAGGACGUGUACUACACGAUGGAUCCUAGACACCGGGACGUUCUGAGAAGACUGCGGCUCGAGCUCUGCUCGCAGGGCCUGGCUGAUGGACUGGUGCCUCAGUACUUGUAUCAGGAAGGUGUCAUCACAAGUGAGCAGCUUGAGGAAAUCACCUCGCAGGCCACCAGUCAGAGACGAGCUAUGAAGCUUCUGGAUGUACUUCCAACCCGAGGACCCAAGGCAUUCGAUGCUUUCAUGGAGUCCUUAUCUGAAUUUCCAUGGAUCCGCAGUAACUUAGACCAAAUAUGCAAAGAGAAUGCAGGGGGGAAAACAUUAGACCUGCCUAACAAUGUAAAAGAGAUCUGCCCAAGUGAUAAACAGCUAAGCCUUUUGGCCAACCAGUUGGGGGCUGAAUGGGAAAAAGUACUUGGUUCUCUGGGACUGGAUCAUGUGGAAGUCUACAAAUGUAAAGUGCAGCAUCCUUACUGUAUGCACUCACAAGCAAUGGAAGGAUUGGUAAAGUGGAAACAGCACAUGGGACGUAAAGCAACAAUACAGUGUCUCUGGGAAGCCCUACAAGCUGCAGAAGUGGAUCCCUCAGCAGUGAAAACCAUGCUGCAGUGAUCCUGAAGAUCAAUAUCUACAGUGUAUUUAAGGGGUUAUCCCAAGAUUAAGACUUAUCCCCUAUCCACAGGGGACAACUAGCUAAUUGGUGUGGGGUCCAACCACUGUGACCUCUACUGAUCAUAAGAACAGAGGUCAAAUGUAAUGUGAGUGAAUGGCAGCUUGCAUGCUUAACCACUGCCUUAUUCACUGUCUAUGGGUCGUCUGCAAAUAAUUCAGGGGUGUACUCGGCUAUCAUCAGAAAUCCCAUAGAGAAUAAAGGGAGCUGCGGAGCACAUGCUCGGUCAUGGCAUCAUUCACUUUAUAUGGUACUUACAAAUAUUACCAAGCAUAGUGUGUGUAGAAGUCCUAUAGAGUGAAUGUAGCAGUGGCCAAGCAUGCACGCUGCUUCUUCAUUUACUUAGGAGACAUUUUACCUCUGUUCUCGUGAUCACUGGGGGUCCUAGCAGUCAGACCCUCAUCAAUCAGCUAGUUAUCCUCCAUGCUUUGAGUAGGGUAUAAGGCACUGGAGAGGAAAUAAAACCCAAAACGUUUCUCGCUUUGUUCUUUAAUAUGAUUAUCCAGAAUUAGUUUUUGCAGGGUUGCCAGAAUUCCAACUCCUUUCUAUAUAAUAUUGAUGGCCUGUCCCUAUGAAUGGCCACCAGUUAUGAAAUUCUGGAUAACACCAUUCAAUAUCCCAGUGGUUUUAAAAUUGUAUUGACUAUUUCCACUAUUUUUAUUUUUUUUUUCCAUAUACUGCUGUUUUGCACAUGUAUAAUCACAAGGAUGGACUUUGGUUUAAUCCUCUGUUCUACAUGAUUUUCCCCAGAUAAGUGAUAUCUGAGACAGGAAGGGAUGCUAUUUGAUUGACAGAUAUAGCCAGGGGGCAUUACCUGCAGAGAAGAAUGGGCUAUUACACAGGAUAUGACAGAAAUAAUGCUACCCAACAUAUAGAUUACAUGGUAAAGUGUCAAUAACCGCCAUAAUAAAAUAAUACAAAACCAUUUUUUACAACUGUUGGGAAAGAUUCUUUAGGCUUGUCUGCCACUUUUCUGGUGAACAAAAGUUGCAAGUUUUUGUGUAAGCUUCUUUAUGCACAAUAAUUGACAUCUUUUCACCUUUUCGAACAACUCUGCCCACUUUUUAAAAAGUGGGCAAAGCUCAUAAAAAAGGAACAGUGCUUGGUGGAUUUAGGCCAGGAAUUGAUGUAAAUGACUCCAGAAAUCUAUGCUGGCACUCGGACAUUAAAAGAUGUGCCAAAAAUACUAAGAGACUUGUACAUAUUCAUGUCUUUUCAUCAAGAGCAGCAUAAGAAAGGCCAGUCCUGAUAAAUGUCCCCUAUGUCGGACAAUGACAGUGUUCACACGUUCAGGUAUUUAAUGCAAUUACUGAAAGCAAAGCCUUUUGGUUUAAAUUAAGGAAAAGUCUUCAAAGAGAUUUAACAAUACCUGUGUAGAGGAAGAAUGGUGCAGUUUCCCACAGCAACCAAUCAUGGCCUUUUUAUUUUAAAAAAAGGCCUUGGAAAAAUGAAAGUAGACCCACU
Molecule: messenger RNA, 2261 nt
Organism: Hyla sarda
Lineage: Eukaryota; Metazoa; Chordata; Amphibia; Anura; Hylidae
Product: death domain-containing protein CRADD-like
Exons: 2
Coding region: 92-739 (215 amino acids)
Biological process (GO): regulation of apoptotic process; signal transduction
Molecular function (GO): protease binding; death domain binding
Source: RefSeq, a predicted model, not a curated record